Messenger RNA from Leptinotarsa decemlineata (Colorado potato beetle), 875 nucleotides. It is a transcript of the gene Coa8, whose product is annotated as Cytochrome c oxidase assembly factor 8. Gene Ontology annotation, cellular component: mitochondrion. Gene Ontology annotation, biological process: intrinsic apoptotic signaling pathway. The record is from RefSeq and is a predicted model, not a curated record. NCBI's taxonomy places the organism in Eukaryota, Metazoa, Arthropoda, Insecta, Coleoptera, Chrysomelidae.
UUAUAUUAUGUUUUAUGUCAUGUUCCUAACCUUAUUUGUGAAGGUAUUUUAAAAUGUACCUAUUCUUUUAGUUUGGAGUGUAUUGGAAUUUACUGAAGUAGAACAUGGAUUCAAUGGAAUUCUUUUUCAUAAGGAAUUGAAUUCAGUGCCGUAACUAUAAAUUUUAAUUGAAAAUGGUUAUUUUGUGUGCAAAAAGAUUAUUUUGCAGAGGAUACAACAUACAUAAUGGUUUACAUGUUUUGAGAAGAAUUUCGUCAUCUAAGGUACCAGAAGCAGUAUUUAUAGAAAACUCUAUGGAAGAACCUGUAAUUGUAAUGAGAGAAGAAGAUGAUAUAGAUUUAAUAGGGCCUGCAGAUCCUAUUUCUAAUCUCAGACCCAUUAUAAGGAAACAUUUAGCCAAUGAAACUAUUUUGCAAAGAAGAUUACGCAAUCUUCAAAAUGAAACACAGGAAUGGAAUCACUUAUUUUGGACUGAGCAUAAUGAACGGUUCAAAAAGGAGCAACAAACAUAUAUUGAUUUAUUUUUGAAAGGACAAAUAAAAAGACAACUUACAGCAGAUGAGAUGAGUGAAUUCUAUAAAAAAUUUUUGGACGAAAAUUUAAGUUCACACAUGAAGUAUAAUCGUGAAUGGUACAAACGCAACUUUACAUUACUAAUACUGUCUUUGCUAGUUAAUCUAGAAAAAAGUAUACACACAAUUAAAAAGUUAUGACAGAUACCAGUGAUUGGAUCAUAUCUGUGAAGGCAUAACCUAAACUAGUGUUCCUGAUGGGAUUCGUCCAGAAAACUUGUACAUAAUUUAUCAUUUGUGGAUUUGAGCAUCCCACAGUAUUUCAAGUUAUAUUUAUUGUUGUAAUAUAUAUUUUGUUCUUGA